This is a messenger RNA of Triticum dicoccoides, 892 nucleotides long. Its product is annotated as induced stolen tip protein TUB8-like. The transcript has 2 exons. NCBI's taxonomy places the organism in Eukaryota, Viridiplantae, Streptophyta, Magnoliopsida, Poales, Poaceae. The coding region runs from base 134 to 583 and encodes 149 amino acids. The record is from RefSeq and is a predicted model, not a curated record.
CCCCGUCCCAUUGCUCCACACAGACACAUACGCCUCACACUCUCUGAUCAGAUCAGCCACAGAGUCACAGUAGCACUAGCUUGAGCUAGCCACCUUCUGCCACUCCGGGCAUUUUCUUGCAUCCACGAAGGCAAUGGCCACUGCUGAUGUCCAGAACCCGGCGGUCGCGCUGACGGAGGAGGCGCCCGCGGUGGAGACACCCCUGGUCGCCGAGGAGGUCGCGAAGACGGAGGAGGCCCCCACGCCGGCGGUGGCCGAAGACGAAGCGCCUGCUGCCCCCGUCGAGGUUGAGGAGACUAAGGAGGAGGCGCCGGCCGCCGCUGAGACGGAGGAGACCAAGGAGCCCGAGCCCGCAGCUGCGGCCGAGCCGGAGGCCGAGGCGCCAGCCGUGGUCGAGACAGAGACCAAGGAGGCCGUGGCUGAGGCAGAGCCGGCGGUGGUCGAGGAGGUGAAGGAGGAGGCGGCGCCUGCUGCCGAGCCGGAGGUUGCGGCCGUCGCCGAGGAAGCACCGGCUGCUGCGGAGGAGGCACCCGCGGCCGCGGCAGAGGAGCCGGCCGCCGCGGUGGCCAGCGUCAGCGUGUGAGGCGCCGGCGCGCGCGGACGAGGAGCUGGCUGUGUCAGCGUCCACGGCGGCAGCCGUGUGCUCCUACGUGGCACGGCGUGAUGCUCAGUCAGCCAGUGGAGUGGACUGGAGUGGAGUGCUACUUUUUACUACUAGGUGUGGGGUGCUUUGCGCGGGGUCCGCGUGACGUGGGCUAAAUAAAAGUGUUGUCGGGUCGACGCCCAGUCCCAAGUGUCGGUCAGCAGAGAGCGAGAGACGCAGUGCCAGUGUGCCACUCUAGAUAAUGUAUGCUUCUUUUCUCGACAAGACAUGCUUCAUUAUUUCUACGGA